AUGUGUGAAAAUAGUGUGCUUAUAUUACUCCUCUGCUGCCACGUUGCAUCUCCAGUAAAACACUCCUUGAAGUAUUUCUGCACUGAAAGCCCAGGAGCUCAGAGCAUCCCAGAAUUUGUAGCUGUUGCAAUUGUUGAUGACAUUCAGAUAGGUGACUCCAACAGUGUAAGAGAAGCAACACCAAAGAAAGACUGGAUUAAAUUCUUUGAGGAUCAUCCACAGCACCUGGAGUGGUAUAAUUUACAAUCUAAUGAAAGUCAUCACUUCUUUAAGGGUACAAUUGAGACUUUGAGGCAACGUUUGAACCAAACUGAAGGUGUUCAUAUUUUGCAAAGGAUGAAGGGCUGUGAAUGGGAUGAUGAGACUGGAGAGAUUAAUGGAUAUGACCAGUAUGGUUAUGAUAGAGAAGAUUUUCUAGCAUAUGGCCUAAAGACACUGACAUGGAUCGCUCCUAAACCACACGCUGUCCUCACCAAAAUGAGAUUUGAUGCUCAUGAACAUCAAUUUGAAUCAAAUAAAAACUUUUUAGUUUAUCAGUGCCCUGACUUUUUAAAGGAGUAUUUGCGAUAUGGGAAGAGGUUUCUGCAGACAGCAAGUAGAAUUACACAAUCUGAUGAAAUAACUGCCAAUCUCUUUACAGUCCUUCCCUCAGUGUCUCUACUCCAAAAGACUCCCUCCUCUCCAGUCAGCUGCCAAGCUACAGGUUUCUAUCCUGACAGAGCCGUGAUGUUCUGGAGGAAAGACGGAGUGCAUUAUCACCAAACUGGACAAAACAGUGAUCAGGACCAACUGGGGUAAGACUGGAGAGUUUAUAAAACUGCAGCUUGAUAUUAUUAAGUUAUUAACUAAACAUUUCUUUUCUUCGUCUCAUGCUUGCUGUUACUGCUGAUACAUAAACAUGAGUCUAUGCAAGUGUAGUGUAAGUUUGGGUUAAAACAUGAUUUAGCCAGUGUU
Molecule: messenger RNA, 954 nt
Organism: Maylandia zebra (zebra mbuna)
Lineage: Eukaryota; Metazoa; Chordata; Actinopteri; Cichliformes; Cichlidae
Source: RefSeq, a predicted model, not a curated record